AUGGCAGUCAAUAUGGAUAGAAUGAGGCCGGUGUAUGUUAGGCAGAAGAGCAAUUCCACUAGUGGCACGCCGGGAGCGCCAAGUUCUCCUUCGAUGACUUCUCCGAUAAUGCACCACCAUUCAAGGUCAGGGUCCGUUGGAAUGACUGGUGGCAAGAAAGCACAGAACACGAAAGCCGCGGCGCAAAGGCUUGCACAUGUCAUGGCACACAAACCCACUGAUGACGACGAUGAGGAUGAUGAUGAUCUCUCUUUUGAUCUAGGCUUGUCAAGCGGCGCCGGCGGCAUCGGACUUGGCGGUGGUGGAAGAGCAAUCCGACCUCGCUCGCCCAUAGUAAAUUCAGCUCGUACUGUUCAAGAGCCAGCUUCAUCUGCAAGGACAACAGCAGCACCAGGUGGUCGAUCAGCUCUAUCUGUCAAGACUGCUCGCUCUGUAGAACAACCACCACCAUCAACUAUGCGACCAUUUCAAUCCAUCAACUCUGUGGAACCACAAGCAAGCCGGCCAUCUCCGUCUAUAAAUAAUAGACCAAUCAACUCUCUAGAACAAUCACCAUAUUCCCUUCGUUCUUCGAUUAAUCUUAGAUCAUCUCAGCCUUCCAACUCUGUUGAACAGCCUAAUUCUGCUCGUUCUAUGUCAGAACAACCGCAGUCUCUUCGUCCUUCAUUAGGUGCAAGAUCAUCUCAGAGUACUAGUACCAUUGAGCAACCAAACUCGGCUCGUUCUAUGGCAGCUGCAGCAGUACGUCCACAGUUUGGAACCAAGCCAGUCCACAUGGUACCGUCUAGUGUACCUAUAUCACUUAGGCCGUCCCCUUCUGCAGAUACUCCUGCUGAGAGUAAGAGAGAUCCCAGGUUAUCUAUGGAUUUAGGAAAUCUGAACCUAAGAGACACUGGAUCUCAGGAUUCUUCUGCUUUACAAGAUGAGCUUGAUAUGCUACAAGAAGAAAAUGAUAGUUUACUUGAAAAGCUUCGACUUGCAGAAGAGAGGAUUGAGGAAACAGAGGCAAGGGCUAGGCAGCUUGAGAAACAGGUUGCUAGUCUCGGAGAAGGUGUAACUUUGGAAGCUCGUCUUAUCAGCAGGAAAGGUUUCAAGUGUCAUGCUGCUUUGAGAGCGGCUGCACAAACUCAUGAUGACAGAAAUGAUGAAGCUGAGUCCGAACUGCAUACAAUUCGGAUUAUGACUCAGAGAAUGAUACUGACUCGUGAAGAGAAGGAAGACGUUGUUUUGAAGAGAUCUUGGCUUGCUCGGUACUGGAGUUUAUGUGCUGAACAUGGUAUACAUGCUGACAUUGCUACAGCACGACAUGAAUUCUGGUCAUCUCUUGCUCCUCUUCCUGUUGAAGCUGUACUAGAAGCGGGAAACAAAGCGAGAGAGCAGACAGUUGAGGAGCAAAACGAUGUAUAUGAAAGAGAGUAUAGUCCAAGGGAUGUGAAUGAACUCUCGGGAGAGGGAAAUAUUGAGAACAUGCUUUUAGUGGAGCAAGGUCUGCGUGAACUAGCAUCAUUGAAGGUAGAGGAUGCAGUGGCAAUUAUAAUGGCUCGACAUCGGCACCCCAAUUCUUCCUCUUUCAUCGUUGGUGUAGAGGUAAAGGUACCAGCUGGGGGACAGUUCGAAGGUUUUGAAUUGAGCAAAGAGGAGUGUGAUGAUGUGUUCUUCAAGCAGGCUUGGCUUACAUACUUCUGGAGAAGAGCGAAAAAUCAUGGUCUAGAAGCAGAUAUAGUAGAUGAUCGUUUGCAAUUCUGGAUGAACCGCAACACUAAUCCACCGACUUCACAUGAUGCAGUUGAUGUUGAACGUGGUCUCCUGGAGCUUAGAAAGUUGGGAAUCGAAACCAAACUAUGGGCUAAAUCUCGCAAAGGGCUUGAGCAUGAUUCGAUCCCUAUAAUACAACAGUCUGACUUCUGA
Molecule: messenger RNA, 1908 nt
Organism: Fragaria vesca subsp. vesca
Lineage: Eukaryota; Viridiplantae; Streptophyta; Magnoliopsida; Rosales; Rosaceae
Exons: 15
Coding region: 1-1908 (635 amino acids)
Biological process (GO): cytokinesis by cell plate formation
Source: RefSeq, a predicted model, not a curated record